Messenger RNA from Phaeodactylum tricornutum CCAP 1055/1, 1021 nucleotides. RefSeq lists its product with no specific name. The transcript has a single exon. Gene Ontology annotation, molecular function: hydrolase activity. Lineage: Eukaryota; Bacillariophyta; Bacillariophyceae; Surirellales; Neidiaceae. The record is from RefSeq and is a predicted model, not a curated record. The coding region runs from base 1 to 981 and encodes 326 amino acids.
AUGACUUGCGGAACGGCAACGGGAGACUGGCAUUUGCUUGGUGUCAGCGGCUCGCGGAGUUCCUGCUUGUCCUCCGGCGCCGGUCGGAAGAGCACCCCUUGGUUGCAUAAGGAAGCCGUUGUCAAUGGAACACGUACGCACUGGGUGGAAGCAGGACGGCAGGGAGACCCGCUGGUUGUUUUGUUGCACGGGUUUCCUGCGUUUUGGUACACUUGGAGCAGUACCAUCAUAGUGUUGGCCGACGCGGGGUAUCGUGUCGUCGCUCCGGACUUGAGAGGCGUCAAUUUGUCGGAACGAGUGGGCGUCGGGUUCGAUUUGCAUACGCUUUCGGAAGAUUGCUCCGAACUGUUGGACAUGCUAGAGGUCGAGAAGUGUAUUCUCGUAGGUCACGAUUGGGGUGGAAUGAUUGCUGCUGCGACGGCAGCGCGAUUUCCCUAUCGAGUGGAAAAGGUUGUCUUGCUGCAUUCGGUUCCCAUGCAAGCACUGGAGCUUUCGCGUCUUCCGUGGUCUCAUCGGAUACGAUUAAGGUCACUGGUUUUUUUCAGCAAAUUUACCUGGCUGGCACGCACCGUAUUCUCCUUCCACCGUGCUUGGUUACUGUCUCGAUAUAUUCAAGGAACUGGCGUCGACGACCGUACUUUGGACGUAUAUCGCGACGCCCUUGGUCGUCCCGGAUCCAUCUUUUGUUGGAUGCAGUACAUCCGAACCCUGCCAACAUCACUGGAGCAAGCGAACAAACUGGGAAAAAUACUGAGUCCGGUACUUUUUGUUUCCGGACGACACGUAUUGACUGUGAAUACCACCGAUGAGGAGGAGUGCUCCUCACUGUGGUUACCCAGCGAUUGCUACCGCCGUCUAAACGAGUGGGUGGAAGGAUCAAUAGAAACCGUGACCUUGCCCUCCUGUGGGAACUGGUCGCCACACGAUGCGCCCGACGAAUUGAACCAAGUUUUGCUGAGAUUCUGCGCAAAGAAGCCGUAGCUUUUCAAGGCCACGCGUGUACUAACAGUAAGAGCCCCGC